GAGGUGGUAGCGGCGGCAGCAGCAGCAACAGCGACGGUGCCGGCCGGGUCAGGAAAAUGGCUGCGGCUACGGCUGCUGUUCCUGUGAACCUGCGGCUCGGAGACCUGGUGUGGGGGAAGCUGGGCCGAUAUCCUCCUUGGCCAGGAAAGAUUGUUAACCCGCCUAAGGACCUGAAGAAGCCUCGUGGGAAGAAGUGCUUCUUUGUGAAGUUUUUUGGGACUGAAGAUCAUCUUCCCGUGCUUGAGGAGCUGGAGCCCAAACUGCAUCAACCACGUACAAGAGAGAGUGCUUGGAUUAAAGUGGAGCAGCUGAAGCCUUAUCAUGCCCACAAAGAGGAAAUGAUCAAAAUUAACAAAGGCAAGAGGUUCCAGCAAGCUGUGGAUGCUGUGGAAGAAUUCCUCAAAAAAGGCAAAGGCAAGGACCAGGCUUCUUCUCAUAACUCCACCGAAGAGAAGAAUCGGCGGAAUUCGAGUGAAGAGAGGGGCAAGCAGUCAGUGGGAGAAGAGAAACACAAAGCCAAUUUGUCUGAAGGGAAGCCGAAGAAGAGGGUGUCUUCCGUUUCUUCAGAGCGAGGCUCAAAAUCCCCUCUGAAGAGAACGUAUGAGCAAAGCCCCCGGAAGCGAGGGCGCCCCCCUAAAGAUGAGAAGGAUCUGACAAUCCCUGAAUCGAGCACAGUGAAGAGAAUGAUGACUGGCACCAUGGCUGGCUUUAAAUGGCCACCGAGUGUAAGCGAGCCUGUGAAAGAUGGCGACCCUCAUUUCCAUCACUUCCUGCUUAGCCAGACAGAGAAGCCGACUGUUUGCUACCAAGCCAUCACAAAGAAGCUGAAGGUGUGUGAAGAGGAAACAGGGUCCACGUCUAUCCAGGCAGCAGACAGCACGGCUAUCAAUGGCAGCAUCACUCCCACAGACAAGAAGAUAGGGUUCCUUGGCCUUGGCCUGAUGGGGAGUGGCAUCGUGUCCAACUUACUAAAAAUGGGUCACACUGUCACGGUCUGGAACCGGACUGCUGAAAAGUGUGAUUUGUUCAUCCAGGAGGGGGCAAGGUUGGGAAGAACCCCCGCUGAAGUGGUCUCCACCUGUGACAUCACUUUCGCCUGCGUAUCUGAUCCAAAGGCAGCCAAGGAUCUGGUGCUUGGUCCUAGUGGAGUUCUCCAGGGUAUACGUCCAGGAAAGUGCUACGUGGACAUGUCCACCGUGGAUGCAGACACUGUUACAGAACUGGCUCAGGUGAUCGUAUCCAGGGGUGGUCGCUUCCUGGAGGCACCAGUUUCAGGGAACCAACAACUCUCUAAUGAUGGCAUGCUGGUGAUACUAGCCGCCGGUGACAGGGGCUUAUAUGAAGACUGCAGUAGUUGUUUCCAAGCAAUGGGGAAAACCUCUUUUUUUCUAGGGGAAGUGGGCAACGCUGCCAAGAUGAUGCUGAUUGUGAACAUGGUCCAAGGAAGCUUCAUGGCCACAAUAGCAGAAGGACUAACUCUGGCUCAAGUGACUGGUCAGUCGCAGCAGACUCUUCUGGAUAUCCUCAACCAGGGACAGCUCGCCAGCAUCUUCUUGGACCAGAAGUGCCAAAACAUUCUGCAAGGAAAUUUUAAACCAGAUUUCUACCUGAAAUACAUCCAGAAGGAUCUCAGAUUAGCCAUUGCACUAGGCGAUUCUGUUAACCACCCAACUCCCAUGGCAGCUGCAGCCAAUGAGGUCUACAAACGAGCAAAAGCAUUGGACCAAUCUGACAAUGACAUGUCUGCUGUGUACAGGGCCUACAUCCACUAGGCUACCCCAUUCUUGUUAAUACCAUGAUUAUUAAUUAUGAUGAUGAUGAUGAUGAUGAUGAAUACUGGGUUUUAACUCUGGACCAGUCCAUCUCUGUCUCUCUGUCUCUCUCUUUUCUUCCCCCCACCUCUCCUCAAUUGUUUUUCCUUUUUUAAAAUACAAAAACUCUUCUGGGAUCUGCCACAAGGGCAGAUACUACAGCAAGCCUUUCUGUGCCAGCAGCAGCAAGAGUAGGAGGGAAAGGGCUUGGAUCAUUGCCUUCUUAACAACAAAUUAUACCACAUUCUCAGAGUCACAGAAUGGAAUCGGCUGCAGGUCAUCUCAGAAACCUUGAGGUGACUCUUGCCAGGAAGUCUGCUGCUUGGCUUCUUCUGGUGUUCACUUUUGUACCAGUGUCCUCAAGAGGUUGUUUGUUUGUUUUUAACUGCUGUUUCACUUAUUUGCUGUGGGUAAUGUGUUCAUUGUCCUCUCUAAUGCACUAGGGACAAUUGAAAGAAGGCUGUCUCACCUGCCUGUGAACCUGGGUGGCUCAGUCACUGGCCCCCUAGAUGCUGAUGCACUACAGCUUCCUCAAGCAAGAUCAGUGGCCCAGUCAUGAUGGGAGUUGUUGUUCAGCAACAUCUGGAGGGCCAGAGAUUUCCCACACCUGGUCUAGACCCUGGGAACCUGGCUCCCCUUUUUUUUCCUAGGAGGGAAGCAGUCACAAUCAAGAAGGCGACAGGGCUAAAAUUGUAGUUUCGGAUAUUCCCCGCCUCAGUAUCUCAGUGGGCUUAGUUUUUAGCGUACACAGGAUCCAGCAUAUGCCUGUGGCACUUGGAUAUGCCAAAUGCAUUGAGAACAGCCUUUGGCUUUCCAAGCAUUGUUAAACUCCAAAUCCAAGGCAGUCUUGGAACAAAUAGAUUUUUGUCCCCCAGCAUCUGGAGGGCACAGAUUUUCUAUUGUUGAUUUAAAGACUCCAGCUCCCAAAAGGUUAAUCCAGUCUUGAAUAUUGCUGUCAAACCCUAUUGCUUUUUAUAAUUCAGAAAAUGAACUGGUAUGUGUUUUAAUGAGUGAAGGUAGAAACUUUGGUGUCUUCCUUUUGUUUUAUGUCCUGAGAGCAUGCACAGUAUGCACACACCCAAUCUUCUGUGGCUGUUAGUGUUGGCAAAGAUUAUUAGGAUUCUUCUCAUGUUGCCAGAGAGCCAUAGGGCAAGGUAAGAUAAAGUGGCUUCAGGAAGACGCAAAAUCUAAACCCAGAAUCUUGACUUCCUUGUUUCCCUUUCUGUAAAACUGGAGGAGAUAUGCCUAUUUGUUGGCAAUAACUUUAAUACAGCCUAAUAAACUCUGCUUGCAUGAAUGGCAGUGACAACAAGCUUUGAA
Molecule: messenger RNA, 3131 nt
Organism: Lacerta agilis (Sand lizard)
Lineage: Eukaryota; Metazoa; Chordata; Lepidosauria; Squamata; Lacertidae
Gene: GLYR1
Product: glyoxylate reductase 1 homolog
Exons: 17
Coding region: 57-1772 (571 amino acids)
Molecular function (GO): NAD binding; oxidoreductase activity, acting on the CH-OH group of donors, NAD or NADP as acceptor; NADP binding
Source: RefSeq, a predicted model, not a curated record